CGCAACGUUCAAUAAAAUAAAUGAAAUUUCGAAAUAGUGGAUGAAACACUUAUAUUAAAUAAUUUUCGUACACUCAACUACAUUAAUAUCUGUUUUAGUUUUAUUUUGUGAGUGUCAAACGAAAUGCAUUUGUUUAGUGUCAUUUUAAUGGUCAUAGUUGUGCUGUGUGCCGCCAAUGUAAAGGCCUACCGCUUCUUGGGCGUUCUUCAUACCGGUCUAAAGUCACACUAUAUCGUUGGCUCAGCGCUGAUGAAGGAGCUGGCGCGCAGAGGUCACCAGGUUACGGUCAUUUCGCCAUUCCCACUGAAGAAGCCGAUGGAGAAUUAUGUGGACAUCGAAACACCGACAAUUAAGGCACAUAUGGAGAGCAUGGCGCCGAUUCUUCUGCAAACUGUCGAGUUGAGUGUUAUAGAAAAUGUGCUAAAUUUCCAUGAACUGGGUCUCAACAUUACGCGCACGUUUCUAGAAGAGACCUCCGUUAAAGCGCUACUUGCUAGCAAUCAGAGCUUCGAUGCCGUUAUAAAUGAAGUUUUUAUGUCCGAAUCGCUUUUUGGACUGAGCGAACACUACAAUGCACCACUGAUAGGUCUGGGUACUUUUGGAGCACAUCCAUGGAAUACAGAUAUGGUCGGUUCACCGAGUCCACCUUCGUAUGUGGCAAGCGCUCUGCUGCCAUUUAAUGAUCGCAUGACGUUAUGGCAACGCGUCGUCAACUUCGCAUUUGGUGUAUUCGAACGUUUGUUCCUCGAUCUUUAUUAUCUACCAAAACAGGCCGCUAUAUAUCGGCAAUACUUUCCGCACAACAAGCGGGAUAUGUAUGCGGUGCGUCGCAAUUCCGCAUUGGUGCUGCUCAAUCAGCACGUCUCGCUCAGCUUCUCACGCCCUUAUGUGCAUAAUCAGAUAGAAGUUGGUGGCAUGCAGAUCAAUCGCAAGCGCUCACCACUACCUGCUGAUCUUGAACGCUUUAUAAAUGGUUCGAAACAUGGCGUAAUCUACUUCUCGAUGGGUUCCAAUUUGCGUAGCAAAUAUUUGCCAUUGGACAAACGUCAGGCAAUACUUGAGACAUUCGGCGGCUUGCAGCAACGUGUGCUAUGGAAGUUCGAAGAUCCACAACUCGCUGGCAAACCGGAUAAUGUGUAUAUUAGCGAUUGGUUUCCACAAGACGACAUUUUGGCGCAUCCGAAUGUGAAAUUUUUCAUCACACACGGGGGUCUACUUAGCACCACUGAGUCCAUUUAUCAUGGCAAACCUUUUAUUGGCAUACCGUUCUUCGGCGAUCAAUUUCUCAAUAUGAAACGCGCCGAGGCUGGCGGUUAUGGCAUAAAACUGGAGUACACCAGUUUGACGAAGGACACUUUUAAGUCGGUCAUUGAGCGUAUGCUGAGUGACGGGAGCUAUAUGGAGCGUGUGGCCACUGUGUCGGCAAUUUAUCGCGAUCAGCCGUUGAAGCCUCUAGAUCUGGCUGUCUACUGGGUGGAAUAUGUGGUGCGACACAAGGGCGCAAAACAUUUACAUUGCUCCGGGCAGGAUUUGAAUGUCGUACAAUAUCAUAGUCUUGAUGUCAUGCUGAUCUUAUUCGGUGGUCUUACUUUGGUGCUUUGGUUGAUCAUGUGCCUGAUGCGUGCUUUCUGGGGUUGGUUACAAUUUGCACUUGUUCGCAAGAAUAAUAAGGAGAAGACACAUUGAAGUGUGAUAAUUCUGCACAAAAUGCAAAUAUUGGAUAUUUCAUUAUUUAAAAUUUGUUGGAAAAAAUAUAUUUUGUUAAUUAUUUAGAUCGCUUUAACUAUAGCAUGUAUAGAAGUUAAUCCUUAAAAAUAGUAAAUUCUUCUAUCUUUUAAAUAAAAUUGAAAAUUUA
This is a messenger RNA of Zeugodacus cucurbitae (melon fly), 1855 nucleotides long. Its product is annotated as UDP-glycosyltransferase UGT5-like. The coding region runs from base 124 to 1686 and encodes 520 amino acids. The record is from RefSeq and is a predicted model, not a curated record. Gene Ontology annotation, molecular function: UDP-glycosyltransferase activity. The transcript is spliced from 3 exons. Lineage: Eukaryota; Metazoa; Arthropoda; Insecta; Diptera; Tephritidae.